Kockovaella imperatae is the source of this 2103-nucleotide messenger RNA. Its product is annotated as arylsulfatase A. The transcript has 11 exons. The record is from RefSeq and is a predicted model, not a curated record. The coding region runs from base 105 to 1784 and encodes 559 amino acids. Lineage: Eukaryota; Fungi; Basidiomycota; Tremellomycetes; Tremellales; Cuniculitremaceae.
AUUGCUCCGAGAUGUCGUCGGAACUGAAGUGCGACCCCAUUCUGGACCAUCAGCAGUCUAGGCUUCGGCGAAAUUAGUGGUUUGAGAAGCCCUGUCAUACGCACAUGAAGGUGACCGAGGCCAGUACGAUCGGCAAGAUGCCUGGUCGUCCCAACAUCCUAUUCAUCAUGGCUGACGACCACGCUGCGAAAGCCAUUUCAGCCUAUGGUCAUGGAUUGAAUCACACACCACACCUUGACUCUAUUGCGCAGAAUGGAAUGUUGUUCAAUCACUGCUAUGUGACCAAUUCCAUCUGUACACCCUCUCGAGCUACCAUCUUGACGGGUGUGCACAAUCACAUCAAUAUGGUUCAAACGUUGGAAUCGGCCAUCGAUAACAACCUUCCAAAUGUAGCCAAGCAGCUUAGGACUUAUGGAGACUACCAGACUGCCAUCAUUGGGAAAUGGCAUCUGGGUGAGGGAAAAUCUCACGAACCGAGUGGAUUCGAUUACUGGGAAGUCAUACCUGGUCAAGGGGUUUAUUUCGACCCAGACUUCAUCACGCCAAAAGGUAGACAUAUCGAAAAGGGAUACGUGACCGAUCUUAUCACGGACAAGACCAUCAACUUCAUAGAACAGAGGGACAAGGACAGGCCAUUCUUCGUCAUGUGUCAUCACAAGGCGCCACAUAGAGAAUGGGUGUGCCAUCCUAAACAUGCUCAUCUCUACUCUGAUCCUAUCAAAGUCCCGACAACGUACGAUGACGACUACGCCAAUCGAGCCGCUGCGGCGGGAGCCGCGAGUAACAAGGUCAAGGUGAACAUGACGUACGAGGAUCUAGGUCUGAGCCAGCCCGAAGGUGGGGAGAGCGUCGGGUUCUGUCAGAGCGAAGACUGGGGCGUAGCGGGUGGAUUGAAACAAGUCCCCUUCCCCGAUGACGACCAUCUGAAGGGUCUGGUCUUGGUUGAUCGGAACACAGGGGAGAGAUUCACCUUCAAGAGUCAGAAGGAGCUUGCAGAAUUCAAAUACCAGAGGUAUAUGCAGAGGUACCUCAGGACUAUACAAUCCGUGGACGACAGUGUUGGCCGUUUACUCGAGACGCUGGACAAGGAGGGUCUUACUGACAAUACGAUGGUCAUCUACACGUCUGACCAAGGGUUCUUCUUGGGUGACCAUGGCUGGUUCGACAAGCGCUUUAUCUAUGAGGAGAGCUUCCAGAUGCCAUUCCUCAUCCAGGGUCCAGGGAUCAAACCAGGCUCCGUCUGCAACGACAUCAUCUCCAAUGUGGAUUUUGCCGCCACGUGGUUAGAUUUCGCUGGCAUCCCUCAACCGUCCUAUAUGCAAGGAGAGACGUUCCUACCGAUGCUGCGUGGAGUGUCUCCGCCUCAAGAUGAAUGGGCAGUGGCGUACCAUCGUUAUUGGAUGCACGGAGAUAUACCUCAUAACAUCUAUGCACAUUAUGGUGUCCGGUCGAAACGAUACAAGCUUAUCUUCUGGUAUAAUCUAGGGUAUGAUUUACCCGGUACGCGUACGGGCGGAGAGACUCAAGAAUGGGAAUUAUUCGAUUGUCAAGCUGAUCCGAUGGAGCUGUUCAACAUUUGGGCCAAAGAGGAAUAUACAGAUAUAGCCGAGAAGAUGCUGAGAGUCUUGGAACGUAAGAUGGCGAACAUUGGGGAUAUAGCGGCUCAUCCAGUGGGGAAGAACAUCCAAGCUAUUCGGAAGCUAUAUCCUGGGCCCGAACAAGUAUCUCGAGGCGCGGCGGCAGUGGGGAAAUCCAAGCAGCAUAAUCUAGACCAUCACGAUUGAUUAGCAAUAUACACAUUUGAAUGCUUCCCGUGUGUGUGUGUGUGAGAGAGAGAGAGAGAUCUGGACCACGAGAUAUGAAGAGAUUUCUAUUUCAGCCUAUAUUGCGAAUCUCCCCGUUCUCUGAGAAAGUGCGAGGGGUCAGUCAGCCAUGUGGGGGGCAGCAGCAGCAGCGGCGGCGGCAGGGACGGCUCUCAGUCAGAAUGAGAGGAGAGAGAGAUACGGAUAGUCGUGUGAGCAGAGAGCAGUCAGUCAGCCAAGCCGCCGCCGCCGCCGCCACGGGUUCGGUGGUACCUUUUUUGUUGUUCAGUCCCCUCAAAAA